Messenger RNA from Hyphopichia burtonii NRRL Y-1933, 1656 nucleotides. RefSeq names its product E3 ubiquitin-protein ligase. Gene Ontology annotation, biological process: positive regulation of proteasomal ubiquitin-dependent protein catabolic process; protein polyubiquitination; ubiquitin-dependent protein catabolic process. Bases 1 to 1656 code for a protein of 551 amino acids. Gene Ontology annotation, molecular function: zinc ion binding; ubiquitin conjugating enzyme binding; ubiquitin protein ligase activity. Lineage: Eukaryota; Fungi; Ascomycota; Pichiomycetes; Serinales; Debaryomycetaceae. The transcript has 2 exons. Gene Ontology annotation, cellular component: cytoplasm; ubiquitin ligase complex. The record is from RefSeq and is a predicted model, not a curated record.
AUGUCAGAUGAUUUAAGUGACAACUUCUCUUAUGAAGAAGGUUCUUCCUCGGCGUUUGAAUUCGAAGACGAGGAUGAUUUAUUACAAAGUGAAGGGGAAAGUGAUUAUGAUGGCGAUACUACAGUUACAAAUAGAAAUCGGAAUACAACCGAUAGUUUUGAACCAAAAUUUCACCCAUGGACAUUUGAAGGAUUCAUACAGCAUCAGUUUAUUGAUAAGGCUGCUGAGCUACACCAACGGCAAUUACCCCAAUGUACUUUGGGUGAUAUUUUAAUAAUGUUACAAACUAAGAACUGGCAGCCAGAAAAUGUGAUCAAUGAUUUUUACGAUAACCCUACUAAAUUACGAAAUCAAUGUGGUUUACCGCAACCUCCUAUAGAUAAGAAAGUUGGUUUAAUAGAAGUUGAUAAUUUUGAGUGUGCUAUUUGUGCAGAAUCAUACGAGCAUACUCAAAUCUAUGCUUUAGCAUGUAAUCACCGAUAUUGUGGUGAGUGCUAUAAAAGCUAUGUUAACAUGCAUAUAUCGUCGGGUAAACUUAUAACAUGUAUGAACCUCGAAUGUCCGUUAACGAUUUCUCAUGGGGACGUUGCAUUAUUAGCUAGCCAAGGGAAAGAUGAAGAAUCAAUAAUUAAACCUAAAAUUGAUUUAAUCUCGAAUCCAUUACUAAUAUCGACCGUUUCAAAUUAUAUUGAUACCCAUAGGAAACAGUAUAAGUGGUGUCCUGCAACCGAUUGUAAUAAUUUGAUUGAAUUAGAUCGAGAUGCCAUAGCCAAUCAUGAUGAAGAUGAAAAUCGAGAUAUAGAUUUAACUCACGUCCUAAAUGUUUCCUGUCCAGAAAACCACGAAUUUUGUUAUAAAUGUCAUCGAGAAAAUCAUUUACCAUGUCCAUGUUGGAUUGUUGAUUUAUGGGUUCAAAAAUGUAAAGAUGAUUCUGAAACUGCUAAUUGGAUUCAAGCAAAUACUCAACCAUGUCCAGAGUGUGAUUCACUGAUUGAAAAAAAUGGUGGCUGUAAUCAUUUAACUUGUCGUAAAUGUAAAUAUGAAUUUUGCUGGAUUUGUCUUGGUAAUUGGAAAGAUCAUGGUCGAGAUUUUUACCAAUGCAAUAGAUUUGAUCCAAACGUUGUCAAAGAAUUACAAAAGGGUAAAGAGCUGAAAAGAUUGAGUUUGAGAAGAUAUUUACAUUUUUAUAAACGUUUUACGGUUCAUGAGUCCUCAAUGAAGGGAGAUCAAAGAAUUAUAGAAAGAGUUGAUGAAAAAAUGAAAUCUUAUAUGGAACUUCAAACUAAGAAUCUGACAAAUGAAAGCUCACUAUCAUGGGUUGACGUACAGUUUCUACAUGACGCAAUUAGAGCUUUAACCAAUGGACGUAAAACCCUUAAAUGGACAUAUUGUUUUGCAUUUUAUCUUGAAAAUACUAAUUUCUCAGAAAUCUUUGAAUCCAUGCAAGAUUUUUUGAACUCAACCGUUGAAGAAUUAUCAAAAAUUUUUGAAGAAAUCAAUGCUAAAAAAAACAAUACUAAUUCAAAAAAUUAUGAGGUAAUUACAAAAUAUAGAAAUGAAAUUAUGUCUUUGAGUAAAUUAAUUUCUCAAAGACAAAGAAUGUUAAUUGAUUGUGCACAAACUGGUCUUCAACAAGGUUUAUUGAAGUUUGCUUAA